Molecule: messenger RNA, 2375 nt
Organism: Brassica napus (rape)
Lineage: Eukaryota; Viridiplantae; Streptophyta; Magnoliopsida; Brassicales; Brassicaceae
Product: DEAD-box ATP-dependent RNA helicase 52
Exons: 7
Coding region: 246-2177 (643 amino acids)
Cellular component (GO): nucleus
Molecular function (GO): RNA binding; RNA helicase activity; ATP binding
Source: RefSeq, a predicted model, not a curated record
AAAAGGUUCAUCGAAAUACAAAUAUCUUCUCUUCCCAUCUUUUGCUCAUUUCCCAGAAACUUUGCUUCGUGUGCGAUCGCGAGACGAAGAAGAAUUAGGGUUUAUAUCCUCCGUACACCAUUGAUCCUUCAUCUAGAUUCUAUAUUCCUCCUAUUCGAGCUUCUUAAGGGCUUUGAUCUAGUCUUAAAUCGAAGAAGACGAAGUUGGAGGUUUGAAAAAUCAGUUGUAGGUUGUAAUUUGCGAGUAUGAGUUCAUCAUGGGCUGAUGUUUCUGAAGCGGAGAGAGCACCAUCUGGUUGGGGUUACGGGAACUCUCGUCCCUCGCGAACCAACUACGUGCCUCCUCAUCUUAGGGGCCGUGGAGCUUCACCUGGUAGCGAUCGUGGAGGAUAUGGUGGUGGUGGUGGUUAUGGUGGUAGAGGAGGCCAAGGUUAUGGUGGUCGAGGAGGCGGAGGCGGAGGCGGAGGCUAUGUUGGUAGAGGAGGAGGUGGUGGAGGUUGGAAUAACAGGAGUGGAGGUUGGGACCGUAGGGAUACUGAAACUAACCCGUUUGGUAAUGAUGGGAAUGUAGAGCCGGUUGCUGACGAGCAGGAGAACACAGGCAUUAACUUUGAGGCGUAUGAAGAUAUUCCCAUCGAGACAAGUGGGGAUAAUGUGCCGCCUCCUGUUAAUACAUUUGCUGAGAUAGACCUUGGAGAGGCUCUGAAUCUUAAUAUCCAGAGGUGCAAGUACGUGAAGCCGACCCCUGUGCAGCGUAAUGCGAUUCCCAUCUUGGCUGCUGGGAGGGAUUUGAUGGCUUGUGCUCAGACGGGGUCUGGGAAGACAGCUGCCUUUUGUUUUCCUAUUAUUAGUGGGAUUAUGAAGGAGCAGCAGCAUGUGGAGAGACCACGUGGAGUUCGGGGAGUGUAUCCUCUUGCUGUCAUUCUCUCACCAACAAGGGAGUUGGCAUGUCAGAUACAUGAUGAAGCUAGAAAGUUCUCCUAUCAAACUGGUGUGAAAGUUGUGGUUGCUUAUGGAGGAACACCAGUCAACCAACAGAUACGGGAGCUUGAAAGAGGAGUUGAUAUUCUUGUUGCAACUCCUGGGAGAUUAAAUGAUUUGCUUGAGAGAGGUAGAGUCUCACUACAGAUGGUAAAAUACCUAGCACUUGAUGAGGCGGAUAGGAUGCUGGACAUGGGUUUUGAACCGCAAAUCAGGAAGAUCGUUCAGCAGAUGGAUAUGCCUCCUCCUGGUGUCCGGCAGACAAUGCUGUUCAGUGCUACAUUUCCUAGGGAGAUACAGAGACUUGCAUCUGAUUUUCUUUCAAAUUACAUAUUUCUGGCUGUUGGAAGAGUGGGUUCAAGUACGGAUUUAAUAGUCCAAAGAGUAGAAUUUGUUCACGAUUCUGACAAAAGAAGCCAUUUAAUGGACCUUCUUCAUGCUCAGAGGGAGAAUGGUAACCAAGGAAAGCAAGCUUUGACUCUUGUAUUUGUGGAGACAAAGAAGGGAGCUGACUCGUUGGAGAAUUGGUUGUGCAUGAACGGAUUCCCAGCAACGACCAUCCACGGUGAUAGGUCACAACAGGAAAGAGAAGUGGCACUGAGAUCAUUCAAGACUGGGCGGACACCUAUUUUGGUUGCAACUGAUGUGGCAGCACGUGGUCUUGACAUUCCACACGUGGCCCAUGUGGUUAACUUUGAUCUACCAAACGAUAUCGAUGACUAUGUCCACCGUAUCGGACGAACAGGACGUGCAGGCAAUUCAGGACUAGCAACUGCUUUCUUCAAUGAUAACAACACAUCAAUGGCCAAGCCACUAGCUGAGCUAAUGCAGGAAGCAAACCAGGAGGUCCCUGACUGGCUUAGUCGGUAUGCAUCUCGUGCUUCAUUUGGAGGUGGUAAGAACCGACGAUCUGGUGGGCGGUUUGGUGGCCGUGACUUCAGGAGAGAAUCUUUUGGCCAAGGAGGAGGCGGUGGUGGUGGCUACUAUGGUGGUGGUGGAGGAGGAUAUGGUGCCGUUCCCGGUGGUGGAUAUGGAGCAAUGCCUGGUGGAUAUGGAAACGUACCAGGUGGUGGUUAUGGAGCCGUUCCUGGUGGUUAUGUACCAUACGGCAGAGGAGGUGGUGCUUACUACGGUGGAGGAUAUGGAACCGUUCCUAACCAAGGCUACGGCCCUGGAGUGGCUAGUGCUUGGGACUAAGCUGUUUGUUGACUCCAGUUCUUCAAAAAAACACAAUUAGUCCUCUCUCUUAUCUCUAUUGUUUUACUAAUAGAGAGCAUCGUAUGUGUAUGUUCGCUCUCUAAAUGGUUUAUUUAUGUAGACACGAGUGAGUCUUCACUUGUGCAUGUGAAAGAAGCAAAACAAAAACUCCUAGUCGACUAUUAUUUUUCACGAGUU